Molecule: messenger RNA, 2106 nt
Organism: Bactrocera oleae (olive fruit fly)
Lineage: Eukaryota; Metazoa; Arthropoda; Insecta; Diptera; Tephritidae
Gene: tej
Product: tejas
Source: RefSeq, a predicted model, not a curated record
ACUGGCUCUUACAUGAAGAGGUAUCACUCGAAUACGAUCGAAUAAUAUCGUUUAUUUUUCUAAUAUGCUUAUCUCAUCUCAAUUGCUUACAGUUAUGUGUUGGUUUCGGGUUUGAGAAAUUUUAUUUUAUGUGUGCGCUGAAGUUAUUUGUAAAUAAAACUAAGAAAAUGGAGAUUGGAUAUUUGCAAGAAGUAAAAGCAGUAAUUAAAUCACUUGUGGUUUCGUGCCCCAAUGCAAUUACCAUUGAUGAACUUAAUCGGGACUAUAGGAACAUUGAAGGCCAACGAAUACCUUAUCAUAAGCUUGGUUUCCAAACAUUAGAAUCGUUCCUUUGUUCCAUUCCUGAUACAAUUAAUGUUUACGGAAGUGGGCCCUCUGCUUCAGUCGGUAUUGUUCUGAAUGAAAAAUCUGCUCACAUACACAAGUUAGUACGCGAGCAGAAAAAGACAAGAAAUAAACUAAAGUGCACAAAACAAAAAAAAAUAACCGUAAGGGCUUCUCAUUUUGAUACAUCACAUUCUGCAGGACAGAAAGUACAAAUAAGUUCUAAGAAAGUGAGCAGUGAAACUCUUCCUUCAAGCAACAUUCGGUUCAGUCAUUUUAUACCUCGCUGUGGUCCGCGAAACACGGUAUUAAAGUGUCAAGCACUUGACACUUCCAAGUUUGCAGUAAAAAAAGUUGACCAAAAACCGAUACAAUUUUCUGGAGAAUGCUUUCCUGUUGAUGCGGGAGAAAUCAACAAACCCUUACAAACGCCUGAAACAUUUAUACAAAAGAACAAACCCAUACAUAAAAUGCAUGAAACAUUUCCAGAAUGUGAGGUAAAACAAGAUUUUACUUUGGAAAGAUCUCCAUUACCACAACUCAAGCAAGAUGAAGUUUUAUGGAAAAUCUUUGGUAUGUGUGAAAUACGUAAUGAAGUUGAUCCACAUCCAUUAAAGAAUAGAACUGUACAAAAUGGAAAACAAAAAUUCACAAUUGAAAUUUCAAAUAACAAAAUCGAAAAUGACAAACAUAUAGAUGACAUUGAAGAAGCAGUCCCAGCUUUCGCAGCUAACAACCUAGUAUUCCGAAUGGAUUUUCCGGAAAAUACUAUGACAUUCGGUAAGAAAAUCCCAACUUAUAAAAUAUCGGACCAAAUUAUACGAGGUUCUAUCAUUGGCAUAUUUAUCUCAGAAAUCCACAGCCCUUACAAAUUUUGGUUUCAUAUUUACAAGAAACACCAUGAAUUGGAUGAUCUAAUGCUUCAAAUUGAACGAUUUUAUACAUCACUGGAAACUGAUUCAUUCGGCAUCCCCAGCGUUUGUAUAAGUCCUGGCCAAGUAUGUGCUGCUCUCUAUAAAGGACUAUGGCAUCGGGCAGAAAUCUUAGCUUCAGUUAUUGAGAAUAAAGCAAAGGUCUUCUUUGUAGAUUAUGGCACCGUUUCGAAUGUACCUGUUAGCAAAAUAAAAUUCCUCUUGACCUCCUUCGCAAGAUUACCAAAGCAAGCUAUUCGCGGUUCGUUGUCACAUAUUUGUCCCAAAAAUUAUCACUGGAGCCCGGAAUCAAUCCAAUAUUUUUUGUACCUGUCUUCCGAGUUAAUGCUCUAUGGUCAAGUCUCAGAGAUCGAUGAAAAGAAACGCAUAAUUCACAUGGUUUUAUGUGAUUCGAAUCGAAAUGAAGUUUUACAAAUUAACAAAGAGUUGGUGGAAAGGGGAUUUGCUUUUUACGAUGAACAAUGGUUAAAAUCUGAUAAGGACGAGCUGCGAACACAUCAUCUUCGCGAAGAUUUCCCUACGUUUUCUAUGCUCGAAAUGGGCGAAUAUCCUUCGUUUGCUGAGCUAGUUGAUCUUAUAAAUAAAGGCAUUGACUAUGAAAGAAUCACAGAUCACCAUGUGUUUCAUCCGGGUAGAUUGGAUCUACAAGAAAAUGUGCCUGAUGUAAUUCGUACACUUCCUUUUCAAUUGCUUACAACAAAUCCUUUUAGACAGGAUAUUUAUUUACAGCUGAAAUCUUUGUUAUAAGGAUUUUUAAAACGAUAUUUGUAUGUAUGUAAUUUGCAGUUAUUUAUUGAUUACAACACCUCUGAGGGAUAGUCUUGGCUACCCAAGAUUAUCUGUUAAAUAA